Molecule: messenger RNA, 1794 nt
Organism: Mugil cephalus (flathead mullet)
Lineage: Eukaryota; Metazoa; Chordata; Actinopteri; Mugiliformes; Mugilidae
Product: lymphocyte activation gene 3 protein-like
Exons: 8
Coding region: 131-1543 (470 amino acids)
Biological process (GO): T cell activation; positive regulation of ERK1 and ERK2 cascade; interleukin-15-mediated signaling pathway
Cellular component (GO): external side of plasma membrane; membrane raft
Molecular function (GO): MHC class II protein binding; protein tyrosine kinase binding
Source: RefSeq, a predicted model, not a curated record
UCAAAGAGACAGACAGACGCAUAGACUUCAGGAGGCGGCAGAAAGGGAAAAGCUAGUGAAACUUGACGGCACAUUUUAACAGCAGCGCAGAGAACAAACUGAGGUUUUCAUCAGAAACAAAGGCAUCAAAAUGCUGUUCCUCUUUGGAGUUAUUACUUUCAUCAUGACAGGGGCUCGUUGUGAGAAACCUGAGGUUCUCGUUGAAGUUGGCUCACAGGCUAUACUACCCUGUAAAAGCAGUGAUAUCUCCAGAGUUUCUCCUGCCAUCGUCUGGACUAAAGGUGACACAAGCACUGUUUGGAGAAAGACGAGGAGUGGUCUGCAGUCCUGGGGGUCGAAAUGGUCCAAUAAAGGGAACCUACGUGUGCGCUGCCCCCACUCCCAGUUUGAAAGAGGCGAUUACAGCCUGGAAAUCAACAACGUGAGCGAGGAGGAUGCAGGACUUUACACUUGCAAGGUGGAACAUAGAGGCCAAGUCACUGUAACCGAUGUCAUGCUCAGAAUUAUUAAAGUGUCCAUCUCUCCACCGUUUCCCGUCUGGGGAAACAACAUCUUGGUCACUUGUAAUAUUUUGCCUCGGCCCAGAGAUGCUUCUGUGCAGUGGAUGCUGAACAACAGCCCAUUUGUGCCUCGGAGUGCAAUGGCCACAGACAAGGCUGAAAGCGUUGUGACAGAGAAGGCGACCAUGAAACUGUCGGGAAACUGGACCUGUGUCAUAGGCUACGAGGGCAAAGAGGGGCGAGCUUCUGCCACUCUGUCUGUGGGAGGAAUUGUCCAACCACCCAAAGAAAAUACCAAGCUGUAUGCAGCUGUGGGGUCGGCUGUCACUCUCCCCUGCGUCUUCUCUAGCGGUUUAAUCCCUUUGAGUGCGACUUGGGAAAAAGUGAAGGCUGACUCUUUUUCGAAAUCUGCUCUGGACCAUCUUCCUCCAUCUUUUUCUCAAAACCCAGCUCAGUCCUCCUCAGACAAGUCUGCCAGGCUGAACGAUGUUGGAUUUGAGGAUGAGGGCGAGUACAGAUGUUCAGGGACCGUGGAAGGACAGCGACUGACUCAGAAUAUGCAUCUCGUCGUUGCCAAAAUCGUCCAGUCACAGAAAAAAAACUCUGUGGCGCUGACCUGCGAACUGAGCGAUGCCAGCGAGGUUACUGAGUACGAGUGGGUUCAUGUGAUCUAUGACCUCAACAACACACAGUCAAUUAGCGAUGUCCGGAAGGGGAAGACCCUCAGUAUCAAGGGGUCAGAGGAGAACUUCGGCGAGUGGACAUGUCGUUUCUCUGGGAAAGAAGGCAUUCUGGGGAAUGUAACGCACCACCUCCAACUGAUGAGUGGCUUGAGUGGAAAAGUUACAUCGAGUGUCUCUAAAAAUACCGGCGUCAUCGUCGCGCUCAGCUUUCUCCUCAUUGUUCUCCUGCUGGUUCUGGUUCAGGUGUACAAAAACCACCAAAGGAGGAAAAGGAUCUUCCAGUACCCCGCGCUGGAGACGAUCGUUCAUACUAUCUCCAAUGAGCGAGAGGAGAGAGAGAGGUCCCGCGUGAAAAAAUAAAGACACAUUAAAGCAGAGGCGCCGCAGCAUGAAAUCUGCACACCUUAUUGCCUGCAGCGCAUUGGGAGAUUUAGUUUGCACAGGUCAUGUACAUAUUUUCAGAGCAGAUGUUGUAGCAGUUUCGUUGUUUUUAAGAAAAUCUGAUGAUAUGCACAAUAUGAUUGUCAGUUAUUUCAGUUGUAAAUAUGUUUUAAUUGUUUCAUGUGAGUGAAAAACAAAAUGUUUCACAAAUAAAGUGCAUUGAAAAGAAA